This is a messenger RNA of Penicillium atrosanguineum, 1941 nucleotides long. It is a transcript of the gene pacC, whose product is annotated as putative C2H2 transcription factor PacC. Gene Ontology annotation, biological process: positive regulation of transcription by RNA polymerase II. The record is from RefSeq and is a predicted model, not a curated record. The transcript is spliced from 3 exons. NCBI's taxonomy places the organism in Eukaryota, Fungi, Ascomycota, Eurotiomycetes, Eurotiales, Aspergillaceae. Bases 1 to 1941 code for a protein of 646 amino acids. Gene Ontology annotation, cellular component: nucleus.
AUGACGGAGAACAAUAUUCCCCAAAUCUCAACGCCUCAGGCGGCGCCCGCCGCCGUGCCUGUCACUAGCGAGCAGACACAUCCUAUCUCGCAGGUCCCUGCGACCGCGCCCGCCUCGGUGACCGCGACGGCCGCUGCCGCCACCGCUGCUGUGAGCUCGAUGAACGGUGCGGGCGAGCAGCUCCCCUGUCAGUGGGUGGGCUGUACCGAAAAGUCACCUACCGCGGAGGCACUCUACGAACACGUGUGCGAACGCCAUGUCGGUCGCAAGAGUACCAACAACUUGAAUUUGACGUGCCAGUGGGGAACAUGCAACACCACCACUGUCAAGCGCGAUCAUAUCACUUCCCACAUUCGAGUGCAUGUGCCUCUCAAGCCUCACAAGUGUGAUUUCUGUGGCAAGGCCUUCAAGCGCCCUCAGGAUUUGAAGAAGCAUGUCAAGACCCAUGCCGACGACUCGGAAAUCCGCUCUCCUGAGCCUGGCCUCAAGCAUCACCCAGACAUGAUGUUCCCUCAGAACCCCAAAGGCUAUGCUGCUGCUGCUCACUACUUUGAAGGUCCGAUCAACGGUGUCGGCGGACAGCCAUACACACAUGGAGCCCCUCAGUACUACCAGACUCAUGCGCCUCCUCAGCCCGCCAAUCCUCACUCAUACGGAAAUGUCUACUAUGCUCUGAGCCAAGGUCAAGAGAGUCAACAGUCUUAUGAUCGCAAGCGUGGAUACGAUGCCUUGAAUGAGUUCUUUGGUGAUCUCAAACGCCGGCAAUUCGACCCUAAUUCCUACGCCGCCGUGGGCCAGCGCCUGCUCGGUCUUCAGGCACUUCAGCUUCCCAUUCUGAACAACGGACCCGUCCCCGAGUACCAGCCCCAGCCUAUGCCGGCUAGUGUUGCUGUUGGUGGUGGCGGCAGUGGUUACAGCCCCAGUGGUGGUCCUGCCCCUGCUUACCAUCUCCCGCCGAUGUCGAACGUGCGGACCAAGAACGACCUGAUCAACAUUGACCAGUUCUUGGAGCAGAUGCAAAACACUAUCUACGAGAGUGACGAGAACGUUGCUGCCGCUGGCGUGGCUCAGCCUGGUGCUCACUACGUCCAGGGUGGCAUGAGCUACCGUGCUACCCAUUCUCCUCCCUCCCAGCUUCCUCCCAGCCAUGUCACUGCUGCCGGCUCUGCCCCUAUGAUGGCUGCCUCGGCUCACUCUCCCUCGACCGGCACACCCGCUUUGACACCGCCAUCCAGCGCGCAGUCCUACACUUCGAACCGUUCUCCAAUCUCCAUGCAUCAGCACCACCGCGUUUCUCCCCCUCAUGAGAGCGGCGCGGGAAUGUACCCUCGUCUGCCGUCGACCACCAUGUCUGACGGCAUGGGUGCCGGCUACCCGACUGUAUCCAGCGCAGCUCCUCCUUCCACUCUCAGCGGUAUCUUUGAUCACGAUGAGCGUCGCCGCUACACUGGAGGUACUCUGCAACGUGCGCGCCCUGCUGAGCGAGCGCUCGAUGACAACAGCAUGGACACUACUCACGACGGCAAGGAGGAGAGCGAGCGCACUCCUACCAAGGAGUCCAUCGCUGCUAGCCUGAUUGACCCUGCUCUGUCCGGCGCUUCACCUGAUCCCGAUCAGGAGGCUGCCCAGCGCACUGCUCAGGCUGCCACCGAGGUAGCGGAACGCGACGGCAAUGCCGCGUGGGUUGAGAAGGUCCGCUUGCUGGAAAACCUCCGCCGCCUGGUUUCCGAGCUUCUGGAGCAGGACAGUUUCGAUGGGUCAGGAAGUCACAGUGGAAAUGAGUCUCCCGCAUCAGAGAUGGACGCUAUGGAGGGUGUCGAGACCAGCCGGGUCUCUGCCUCUCCCGAGCAAACCAAGGAGGAGCCUGAGGCCGUCCUGUACCCGACACUGCGCGGAGUGGACGAGGACGGAGAUGCCAAGAUGCCCGGCGACGGGGCAUAG